This is a messenger RNA of Cynara cardunculus var. scolymus (artichoke), 1359 nucleotides long. Its product is annotated as probable sugar phosphate/phosphate translocator At3g11320. The record is from RefSeq and is a predicted model, not a curated record. Bases 152 to 1075 code for a protein of 307 amino acids. Gene Ontology annotation, cellular component: Golgi apparatus. Gene Ontology annotation, molecular function: antiporter activity. Lineage: Eukaryota; Viridiplantae; Streptophyta; Magnoliopsida; Asterales; Asteraceae. The transcript has 4 exons.
AAUUCAUCUCAGAUCCAUCAUUCCAUUACUUCUCUCCUCACAUAAUCGCUUUCAGAUUUCAUCAAAACCCUAAUUCCAUAUAUGUUGAACCCAUCAUCGAAAUCCACAAACCCUAGAUAGGAAAUAAAGAAAAACAAAACAAAAAACUUUAAUGAAGGGAGGCACGGGCCAAUGGUUUACGAUCGGGCUCGUGUCAUCAUGGUAUGCAUCUAACAUUGGAGUACUCCUGCUCAACAAAUACUUGCUCAGCAACUAUGGAUUCAAGUACCCGAUCUUUCUCACCAUGUGUCACAUGACGGCUUGUUCUUUGCUCAGUUACAUUGCAAUCGUUUGGAUGAAGAUGGUGCCUUUACAGACUGUUAGGUCUAGGGCUCAGUUUAUCAAGAUCUCUGUGCUUAGUUUGGUCUUUUGUGCGUCGGUGGUUAGUGGGAACGUCUCCUUGAGGUAUUUGCCGGUUUCGUUUACGCAGGCGGUUGGAGCCACCACUCCUUUUUUUACCGCGGUGUUUGCUUAUAUUAUGACGGUGAAGAGGGAAGCUUGGUUGACCUAUCUCACUCUUUUACCUGUGGUCACCGGUGUUGUCAUUGCCAGUGGGGGGGAACCAAGUUUCCAUUUGUUUGGUUUUAUCAUGUGUAUCGGUGCUACAGCUGCAAGAGCGUUAAAGUCGGUGCUUCAAGGGAUAUUGCUUUCCUCAGAAGGGGAAAAACUGAAUUCCAUGAACCUUUUGCUGUACAUGGCACCAGUAGCGGUUGUAAUACUGCUUCCAGCAACAUUGUUUAUGGAAGAGAACGUGGUUGGCAUUACUAUAGCUCUUGCCCGAAAAGAUGUCAACAUUGUUUGGUAUCUGCUGUUCAAUUCUGCUAUGGCAUAUUGUGUAAACUUGACGAAUUUCUUGGUAACCAAGCACACAAGUGCCUUGACUCUCCAGGUUCUGGGAAAUGCAAAAGGAGCGGUUGCUGUUGUGGUGUCGAUUUUGAUAUUCAAGAACCCAGUGUCGGUAACGGGGAUGCUUGGAUACUUGCUAACGGUGCUGGGAGUGAUUCUGUACAGCGAAGCCAAGAAGAGGACGAAAUAAGCGACACGUCACAACCCAAUCCACAGGUGUGGUUGUUCUUUGUCUGUUUGCACGAAACAAGGUUCGGAGCAAAUAUUAGCAGCAGCUUAUUCUUUUUGGGAGUAUUUCCAUGGGUUUUUUGUUUGAUUUUCGACUUGAUGAACAAAAGGACAUUUUCCAUUUAUAUCGUGAUUAUGGGUCCAUUUACGAUUAUACGGAUGUAUAAAUACUACUGUAGAAUGAAUAUGAAUCAACAUAAAUGCCUACCUGGAAUUUAAUUCUUCAAGUUUCAUGCUUGCUUUGUU